Molecule: messenger RNA, 3874 nt
Organism: Pipistrellus kuhlii (Kuhl's pipistrelle)
Lineage: Eukaryota; Metazoa; Chordata; Mammalia; Chiroptera; Vespertilionidae
Gene: ANO2
Product: anoctamin 2
Exons: 26
Coding region: 16-3141 (1041 amino acids)
Biological process (GO): chloride transmembrane transport
Cellular component (GO): plasma membrane
Molecular function (GO): chloride channel activity; protein dimerization activity
Source: RefSeq, a predicted model, not a curated record
CCCAGCUGAGCCGAGAUGGAAUUAGCCUCCGGCGGAAUAAGCCUGUCCAGCAGCGGGUGCUGGGUCUGCCUCUGGUCUGUCCCGAGUGCGGCGCAGUCCGUGUUCGGAGUCCUGUGUGCCAGCACCAUGGCCACCCCUGGGCUGCAAGACAUCCCCUUGCUCCCUGGCUCCCCACGCAGGCUGAGCCCUCGUGCAGUGGCCAGGGGCAGCCAGGGCGACAAACAAGGACAGCAACACCUCAAGGUGCCGGGUCCCCCAGCCACAGGUCUACAGGGAAGCUCCAACCAAGAUUCUGGCCAGCUGUCUGAUGAAGAGAGCUCCCACAGCAGCUCCGUCAUCAACAACUACCUGGAUGCCAAUGAGCCAGUGCCCUCGGAGGCCCCUCUGAGUCGCAUGCACUUCUAUGACAACCAAAGGAAGGUUGACUACGUGCUGGCCUACCACUACCGGAAACGUGGGGCCCAUCCCAGCCACAGCUCCCCUGGCCAGUCACUGGCCAUCAUCUCCAAUGGGGAGACUGGCAAGGAGCCCCAUGCUGGGAGCUCUCGUGACAUUGAGCUGGGGCGGCUGGAUGCCCUGGAAGAGGAGAGGAAGGAGCAGCGGGAGGAGUUUGAGCACAACCUGAUGGAGGCUGGGCUGGAGCUUGAGAAGGACGUGGAGAAUAAAAGCCAAGGAUCCAUCUUUGUCCGGAUACAUGCCCCGUGGCAGGUGCUGGCCAGAGAAGCAGAAUUCUUGAAGAUCAAAGUUCCCACCAAGAAAAUGUAUGAUAUCAAAUCAGAAGGCGGCAUUGCCAAGAAGUUCAAUGAGAUUCUGCAGAAUCUGAGCUCACCCCUGAAGCCCAGAGUUCCAGAGCAUAGUAACAACAGGAUGAAAAACCUCUCCUACCCAUUCUCCAGGGAGAAAAUGUACCUGUACAACAUCCAGGAUAAGGACACCUUCUUUGACAAUGCCACCCGUAGCCGAAUUGUGCAUGAGAUCCUGAAGCGCACACCCUGUUCCCGAGCCAACAACACAAUGGGCAUUAACUUUCUGAUAGCAAACAAUAUCUAUGAGGCGGCCUACCCUCUUCAUGAUGGUGAAUAUGACAGUCCAGGCGAUGACAUGAAUGACAGAAAGCUGCUAUAUCAAGAAUGGGCACGCUAUGGAGUGUUUUAUAAGUUUCAACCUAUUGACCUCAUCAGAAAGUAUUUUGGAGAAAAAAUUGGACUAUAUUUUGCUUGGCUGGGAUUAUAUACAUCAUUCCUCAUCCCAUCUUCUAUAAUUGGUGUGAUUGUGUUUCUUUAUGGAUGUGCAACAAUUGAGGAAGAUAUUCCCAGCAAAGAGAUGUGUGACCAGCAGAACGCCUUCACCAUGUGUCCCCUGUGUGACAAGGCCUGUGAUUACUGGAACCUCAGCUCAGCCUGUGGUACAGCGCGGGCCAGCCACCUGUUUGACAAUCCUGCCACUGUCUUCUUCUCCAUCUUCAUGGCUCUGUGGGCUACCAUGUUUCUUGAAAACUGGAAGAGAUUACAGAUGCGAUUGGGCUACUUCUGGGACCUGACUGGUAUAGAAGAGGAAGAAGAACGUGCCCAGGAACACUCCCGGCCUGAGUAUGAAACCAAAGUUCGAGAAAAAUUGCUAAAGAAGAGUGACCAGACUGUUGUCCAGAAAUUGGGGACCAACAUGCUUGAGAGUGAGGAUGAGGAUGAUGAUGAAGAUAAGCUUACCUGGAAAGAUCGCUUCCCAGGUUACCUGAUAAACGUCGUCUCCAUCUUGUUCAUGAUUGCCUUGACCUUCUCCAUUGUCUUUGCGGUCAUUGUGUACCGUAUCACAACUGCAGCUGCUCUGUCUCUCAACAAGGACACACGCUCCAACGUCCGGGUGACAGUGACAGCGACAGCGGUCAUCAUCAACCUUGUGGUCAUCCUCAUCCUGGAUGAGAUCUACGGUGCAGUGGCCAAGUGGCUCACCCAAAUCGAGGUUCCAAAAACAGAGCAGACUUUUGAAGAACGCCUGAUAUUGAAAGCUUUCCUGCUGAAGUUUGUCAAUGCCUACUCGCCUAUCUUCUACGUGGCCUUUUUCAAAGGGAGGUUUGUGGGCCGACCUGGAAGCUAUGUUUAUGUGUUCAAUGGUUACCGCAUGGAAGAGUGUGCUCCUGGAGGCUGCCUCAUGGAACUCUGCAUUCAGCUUAGCAUCAUCAUGUUGGGGAAGCAGCUGAUCCAGAACAAUAUCUUUGAGAUUGGAGUACCGAAGCUAAAAAAACUAUUUCGGAAGCUGAAAGAUGAAACAGAACCUAGAGAAACUGACUCUGCCCAUUCAAGACACCCAGAGCAGUGGGACCUAGACUACAGCUUGGAACCAUACACUGGACUGACUCCAGAGUACAUGGAAAUGAUCAUCCAGUUUGGCUUUGUCACCAUCUUUGUGGCCUCCUUUCCUCUGGCACCUGUGUUUGCCCUCCUCAACAAUGUCAUUGAAGUGCGGCUGGAUGCAAAGAAGUUUGUCACGGAGCUGAGGCGGCCAGAUGCUGUGAGAACCAAAGAUAUUGGGAUUUGGUUUGACAUUCUCUCCGGAAUUGGCAAGUUCUCCGUUAUCAGCAAUGCUUUUGUCAUUGCCAUCACCUCCGACUUUAUCCCCCGCCUUGUGUACCAGUACUCCUAUAGUCACAACGGAACUCUGCAUGGCUUUGUCAACCACACCCUCUCCUUUUUCAACGUCAGUCAGCUGAAGGAGGGAACACAACCUGAAAACUCACAGUUUGACCAGGAUGUUCAGUUCUGCAGGUUUAAGGAUUACCGAGAGCCACCAUGGGCCCCAAACCCAUAUGAAUAUUCCAAACAGUACUGGUCUAUUCUGUCUGCCCGUCUGGCUUUUGUCAUAAUCUUCCAGAACCUUGUGAUGUUCCUAAGUGUCCUCGUGGACUGGAUGAUCCCAGAUAUCCCCACGGACAUCAGCGACCAGAUCAAGAAAGAGAAGAGCUUGUUGGUGGACUUCUUCCUGAGAGAGGAGCAUGAGAAGCUCAAGUUGAUGGAUGAGACAGCCCCCAGCAGCCAGGGAGGGAGCCAUCAGAGCAGGAGGAGCCGGGCAGCCAGCUCAGCACCCUCUGGCCAUAGCCAGCCAGGCAGCAUCGCAUCCUCUGGUUCUCAGCACACCAGCGUGUGAGCAAGUCAGCCCCACUGCUGAGGGGGCGCUGCAGCAGUGAGAGACCAUUCACAAGCAUGUCUGUGCUUCUGCACAGUGUGGUGUCUGUCAUCUGCCAGGAUAUGUCACAAGGGGAUCUUGAAAUGGGUGUAUGUAUGAAGAGAGAGAGAAUGAGCUCAGAAAGGAAGUGAAAUGAUGCUGCUUCUUAGAAACUCCAAGAUUAAGUUUAUUUUACUGUAGCCUUUUGGGGAAUUGGUACCAUUUUGAGUUUCUCUAUCCCAGAAUUCCAAGGUACUGAAACCAAGGGUCCUUAUGACUUGGAUUAAAUUAGCUUUAAGUCCUAGCUCUAGACAUCAUAUGCCUCUUUCUAUUUAUACAUACCCCUCAGAGACCUAACCUUUUCCCCAAUAAUCAGCAGCCCCCAAAGCAGGAGAAGACAGUAGCUCAGACCUGACAAGUGGUCACAGGAUCCAGAUCUCUGUCAGGAUAAAGAUCACAUCUUCACCUAAGUUAUGUUUCAGUUCCCAAGCCCUCAAUAGGAACAAUCCCCUGGAUACUUCCCCAUGAGGGACACCAUAAAAGACCUCAGAACUGUCCUCAAGAUCUGAAGAAAUGAUUUAUUACACUCAUCUCACCUCUGACCAAUCAGCUCCCCACACAACCCUGAACCCCUAACCCACAGUGUCUUCUGAUUUUGCUCUAUAUAAUCUAUAAUCUAUACUCUAUUGGAGAGUUGGGCUUUUUUUUUUUUUCU